Molecule: messenger RNA, 588 nt
Organism: Corticium candelabrum
Lineage: Eukaryota; Metazoa; Porifera; Homoscleromorpha; Homosclerophorida; Plakinidae
Product: polyglutamylase complex subunit TTLL1-like
Exons: 4
Coding region: 46-381 (111 amino acids)
Biological process (GO): protein polyglutamylation; microtubule cytoskeleton organization
Cellular component (GO): cilium
Molecular function (GO): tubulin binding; tubulin-glutamic acid ligase activity
Source: RefSeq, a predicted model, not a curated record
GUGUGUGUGUGUGUGUGUGUGUGUGUUUGGUGUAGCUAUGAUAUCAUGAUUGACACAGCUCUCAAACCGUGGCUAAUAGAGGUGACUGCAUCUCCGUCACUCACAUCAACGACUGCAGCAGACAGACUCAUGAAAUGCAGUCUCGUCAGUGACAUACUCAACAUCGUUAUUCCAGGACGAGACAUUCCUGACGUUCGAUGGAACAAAAUUCCUGCCAAGAAAGCUCUUGCUAACUUUGAUGUAUUGUAUGAUGAAGAGUUGGAGAGGCUUGCUCAUCUGUCUGAUACUGCAGAUGGUCGUGAUGAGAAAUCGAGAGCAGCAGCUGUAGGACGCAGCCAAACUGGCAACAAUGGGAAGAAGCAGCUAACCAUUUGGAAGUGAAAUGAGAUAAGCCACAAGCAAGUGAUGGAAAUUUAGUUGAUAUUAAUUAAUGCACUCAAUCUCUUGCCUCGGGGUUGCUGGUUGGUGAUUUCAGAUGUGGAAAACUGUGGGAGUGUGUUUGCUGUACUAGCUGAGCUGAUACUAUGCCAUUGGAUUGCUGUAAAUAAUGUUUCAUAGUUUAUAAAUUGUUUCUGUGUUGUUGACUGA